UCUCCUGUCAGGUUUUAUUUCAGAAACUGGCAUGGCACCACUGAAGGAGAGUCUCCAGUGUGGAGGCACUGCAUCAGUAAACUCAAAGGAGGACUCAGCCCCAAGAAAACUCCAGAAGGAACUCCCUUACUGGACGGGGCCUCUCUCGACUACCUGUUUUCCCAGGGCCAGCAUGACUUUGUGAAAGGCGUGGUUCCACUGAGGAUCUCUCACUCAGAGGCAGACCAACACGAGAUAGAAAAUGAAUGUUUGGGCAUGGCUGUGCUUGCCAUCACCUACUACAACAUGAACAUGACCGCAGAUAUGUCCUCACCCACUGCUUCCCAUGAAAUCAGCUACAAACGUUUCAUCCCGGAGUCGCUGAACCUCAACAUUAAGCGGCGCAACUUCCUGACACGCAUCCGCAUCAACAACGUCUUUAAGAAAUUCCUCAAUGAAUUCAACCAGCGCACAAUGAAGGACAGCAACAUCACGCCGUACGACCUGAAGAUCAAGUACCUGGCCACGCUGGAGGGUCUGACCAGCGGGCUGGGCAGCGAGAUGCAGGAGCCCCUGUCCCUCAGUGUGACCCAGGAGGGAGAUCUCCUCAAUGGAGGGUACAAUGGGUACUACCACCAGAGCCAAGUGCAGAGCCUGAGCCAGAACAAGGAGACGAGCCACGACAUGCAGGUCCUGGUUUCUGGAACCGCUGGCAUUUCCUGGAGGAAGAAGCCUGCUACAACACCUCUGAUCGUCAAAGAAAAGGGCAAGUCGAAGAAGAACAAGUUGGAUGAAAAUCUGAAAAAUGACGACUGGGUGGUGUUCUGUGACUUCCAUGAGAUCACACACACUGUGAUCAGAGAGGCCACGGUCACCAUCUACAGACAGGACAACAAGAAGAUGGAGCACUGGGAGUCUGAGAUUUCUAACCUGCUGGUGGUAACCAAAGAAAGAGAACCGCUGCCUCUGACUCCCAUGCAGAGUCAGGUCAGCUUCCAUCGCAUUCUCAAGGAGGAAAUCAAACAGGAGGAGCACCUUGGCCCGGGCACAAGAACCAACAUCUACUCAGGCUCACUGAUGGUGAAAAGCAUAGAGGACGAUGAGGAGAAUGGAGGGAACCCAUCCUCCCAGCAGGUGAAGGUGGUCCUGAAGGUGCUGGGUUCUGGACACAGGGACAUCUCACUGGCCUUCUUCGAAACAGCCAGCAUGAUGCGACAAGUGUCCCACAAACACAUAGUGCUGCUGUAUGGAGUGUGUGUCCGCAACCAGGAGAAUAUCAUGGUUGAGGAGUUUGUGCAGCUAGGACCCCUGGACUUGUUUAUGAGGAGACAGCAGACGCCCCUCAGCACACCGUGGAAGUUCCAGGUGGCCAUGCAGCUGGCCUCAGCUCUCAGCUACUUGGAGGACAAAAAGCUGGUCCAUGGAUUUGUGUGUGCUAAAAACAUCCUGCUGGCCAGAGACGGGCUGGACGCGGAUGAAGGAGGGCCCUUCAUCAAGCUCAGCGACCCAGGAAUACCAAUUACAGUACUCACCAGAGAGGAGUGUGUGCAUCGCAUUCCAUGGAUCGCUCCUGAGUGUGUGAACAGCAUGUCCUCCCUGAGCGUCCCAGCUGACAAGUGGGGCUUUGGUACCACCCUGUGGGAGAUCUGCUAUGAUGGAGAGGAACCCCUCAAAGACAAGAAGCUGACAGAGAAAGAGCGCUUCUAUGACACGGAGUGCCAACUGGCCACCCCAGACUGCCAAGAGCUGGCUCACCUGAUGACCGACUGCAUGAACUACGACCCCAAGAAGAGACCUUUCUUCAGGGCUAUCGUCAGAGAAAUAGUCAACCUUCCAGAUAAAUACCCAUCCUUCAAAGCCCAGCCUCAACCAGGGGUGGACCCAACUAUGUUUGAAAAGAGAUUCUUGAGGAAGAUCAGAGAUCUGGGCGAGGGCCACUUUGGCAAAGUGGAGCUGUGUCGCUACGAUCCUCGGGGAGAUAGAACCGGAGAGCUGGUGGCGGUGAAGUCCUUGAAGCCGGAAAACCGGGAGGAGCAGAGCAACAACCUCUCGAGUGAGAUUGACAUCCUGAAAGCACUCUACCACGAAAACAUUGUCAAAUACAAGGGCAUCUGCCAGGAGGAAGGCGGUCAGGCCAUUAAGCUGAUCAUGGAGUACCUUCCCCUGGGCAGUCUGAAGGAGUAUCUCCCCCGAAACAAAGGCAAGACCAGCCUCGGCACCCUGCUCAGCUACUCUGAACAGAUCUGCAAGGGAAUGGGGUAUCUUGGAUCCCGAAACUACAUCCACCGUGACCUGGCUGCUCGAAACGUGCUGGUGGAGAACGAGACGACCGUGAAGAUCGGAGAUUUCGGCCUAACCAAAAGCAUCAAGGAAAACGAGGGAUAUUACACCGUCAAAGACGAAAACGACAGUCCUGUUUUCUGGUAUGCUCCAGAGUGUCUGACUCACUGCAAGUUCUACCUGGCGUCAGACGUCUGGUCCUUCGGGGUGACCAUGUACGAACUCAUCACCUACUGCGAUUCCUCCAAGAGCCCGAUGACGCUCUUCCUUGAUAUGAUUGGUCGAACUCAAGGACAGAUGACCAUCAUCCGCCUGGUGAAGGUGUUGGAGGCUGAGCGGAGGCUGCCUCGUCCUGAGGGCUGUCCUGAGCCUGUGUACGAGCUGAUGCGCAAGUGCUGGGAGCACAAGCCGGAGAGGAGAAUCACCUUCGAGCGCCUGGUGGAGGAGCUAAGCAGCAUGCAGCAGCAGCUCCAGCCUCAGAACCACAUUUAAACCGCCUCAGGUUUAAGGCUCUGGAAGGGAAGUUAUCUUCUGCCUGCAGACUCGGGAGCAGACCCCAGAUCUGCAUCUGCAUGUGUCGCUUCAUUUGGCUGAAAGACAGUCCUGAAGAAUCAGAGCUUCACACAAACCUUCAACAACCCUGAAAAAACGUAUUGUCCCAUCUGUCAUUUUACUAUGUUUGUAUUUCUCAUUUUUGUUUUUCUAUUUCGAUGUUUCCUCAUUUUAUUCUGGAUGAAACAAGUUCAUAUAUAUGUAGCCUUAGCUCACGCUAAAUGUGCCGUUAUAUCUUACAAAAGGACUUCCAAGUGUAUCUAAGGGAUUGAACUGUCCGCGUCGCCACAAAUGUCAAACUCGCUGCUCCGUAAUGUGCGCCGAAGGCCUUUAUAAUCAUGUGGAUCACUGAUGGACGCUUGGAAGAUGGAGGCCGAGCAGAGAGUCGUUGUUUGGAUGGAUGGACACAGGCAUUAACACAGACACUGAUGAUGUGUUUUUCAACAUUUUGUGCCAUUGCUGUAUGUCUCAUGGACUCCUGUCUGUCGGGAGGAAAUCCCACGAUUUUUUAUUUUUGUAGUUGGAGACGGAGAGAUCAGAACGAUCUGGCAGAUUUAUGUUAAUGAAGUGCAGACGAAGUCUCUAAGAACUGGCUUAAAGAGUCAGUCAUGUUUUUUUCACUUUGUUGUUGACAUUAGAUGUUUUUCCUUUUUAGCUAUAAUGCAAAAACCCUUCGUUCUUGGGGAGUUUCUGCUUUUAUUAGUUUUAUACUGUCAAGCUAUUUGGAGAUAUCUUACGUUUAAUGACAUUGUUAAAAGCAUCUUUCCUCAUUUUCACACAUAUUAGACUUUAGACAAAUUAAUCGAGGAAUUAUUCCACAGAUCACUAGAUAUUCAGUUAGUGGCCGGACACAAAUGAGAGCACUUUCUCUGUCAAAGAGCUUUAUCUGCAAACAAGCAGGAAAUCUACUUUUUAUUUUACUAAUGUAUCAUCUUCCAUGUGGUUUCUUCAAAUCUGCAGACAUCACAUAUAUUUUGCACCUAGUUAUAGUUGGAGGUAGUUCAGUUUUUGUUCUCUGUUCUAAAUGUAAUUGAACUCUGAGACACUCUUUAAGUACCUGGGAGAGACACUUGAGGGCAGUAUCACUUCACUACUCUCUACUGUUUGUGUAGCUUUCAAAACAAUAUAUUAUCAAAUGUCUAUACUAUACAGAAUAUUGCAAAAACAAAAAAGAGCCAUGGUUAGGAUUGUAUAUGCAAGGACUUCAGAUGGUACAGUUUCAAGAGAGAAGAAUUGAUCAUGGAUUAUUCACAUGGCAUUUUAUGUUCAGCAAAAUAUAUAUUUUUCUUUUUGUGACUUUCAUAAUUACAUAUGUGUAAUUUCUAUCCAAUAUGCCAGAAUAUUCAUAAAAAAAUGUAUUUUAUCUGCGAGUUUGUGAAAUGGUAUGAGCAGAGUUUUUUUGUUUCGACUUUAGCCGUUUUAUUGAACUCAGACUUUCAAGAAAAGUUAAGUUGCUUUACUGUGGAAAGUGUGUAAAACAAAAAAAAAGACAAUUGUGCUUCAGUCCACAUUUUAUUUAGGAAUGUAAAAGACAAUUCCUUUUACUCCAAAUAAGAAAAAUAAAUAUAUUUUUCAAAAAUAAGACAAACAUAUGAAUAUGGAAGGUAAAAGUAUCCAUAAAUACACAAUGAAAAAUAAAUAAAAUCAAUGUU
Messenger RNA from Notothenia coriiceps (black rockcod), 4463 nucleotides. It is a transcript of the gene jak1, whose product is annotated as Janus kinase 1. The record is from RefSeq and is a predicted model, not a curated record. Lineage: Eukaryota; Metazoa; Chordata; Actinopteri; Perciformes; Nototheniidae. The annotation marks the transcript as partial. Gene Ontology annotation, biological process: cytokine-mediated signaling pathway; intracellular signal transduction; growth hormone receptor signaling pathway via JAK-STAT. Gene Ontology annotation, cellular component: cytosol; cytoskeleton; membrane. Gene Ontology annotation, molecular function: ATP binding; non-membrane spanning protein tyrosine kinase activity; growth hormone receptor binding. The transcript is spliced from 20 exons.